Molecule: messenger RNA, 1723 nt
Organism: Cladocopium goreaui
Lineage: Eukaryota; Dinophyceae; Suessiales; Symbiodiniaceae
Source: the annotation of a GenBank genome assembly
UCAAGGGGUUGGCACCGCCAAUUUAGAUGUGAAGAAACCGACAGAAUUGUCAAGAUGUCUGCGGUGAGUGCCGACAGGCCAGUUAGAGGCUACAUCGAUGGAUGCUUUGAUAUCAUGCAUUCGGGACACUACAAUGCCAUUCGUCAGGCGAAGAACAUUUGUGACAUUUUAGUGGUUGGAAUCCACUCAGAUCAAGAGAUUGCAGAGAACAAGUCCAUGCCCGUAAUGCGUCAAGAAGAGAGAUAUCGUUUGUUGGACCACAUCAAGUGGAUUGAUGAGAUCCUUUAUGACGUUCCCUACUCACCAGAGAUUGCAACUCUUGAACGUGCACGAGCAGAUUUCUGCAUCCAUGGGGAUGACAUGCCAGUGAAUUCUCAGGGUUUUUGUGCUUAUGAUGAGAUGCGAAAUGCUGGACGCCUGCGCAUCAUCAAACGAACUGAAGGUGUCUCAACAACUGAUCUCAUUGGGAGGCUCCUGACCUUAUCACGCAAUCAGCCUUCAGAUUUGGGCGGAGCUUCCCCAACCAUGGGUUUACGCAUGAGCGCAGAUGAGGUCAUUGAGGCAGCAGCUGCAGGAGAUUCAAAUGCCGUGAAACUUUUGAGGGAAUCGGUCCAGCAGCUGGUGGCAAAAUAUCACAUCAGCAGCCAAGAUGCCGCACCUCUGCAAGAUCAGAUUCAAACACUUGAGACAGUGCUGAACCAGAAGCCGCGAGACCUACGAGACAUGCAAGAUAAGGGAGACGAGAGCCAAAGCCAAGGCCAAGGCGGAUAUGCUCGGACCCAGGUACCUGUGCAACUGUUGGCCAGCACGCGGCGUAUUCGAGAGUUUUCCUCGGCAAAGCAACCAACAUCCGAUGAUUGCGUUGUCUACGUCAGUGGUUCUUUUGAUAUGUUUCAUGUCGGCCAUGCUGAGUUUCUGAAGGACGCUCGUGAACUUGGCACUUUUCUGCUGGUGGGGAUUCAUGAUGAUGCAAGCAUAAGCAAAGCCAAGGGUCAGAAUUUGCCUGUGAUGAAUCUCAAUGAGCGUGUCCUCAACGUUUGCGCUUGCAAGUGGGUCGACGAAGUCAUUAUCGGUGCUCCCAUGAGUGUCACCGAAGAUUUAGUGAAGACAUGGGACAUUCAUGUUGUUGCUAAAGGAUCAGGUCACAAGUGCAAUGCAGGGGAACCCAAAUAUGAUCCUCGCUUUGAAGUGCCCAAGAAAUCUGGCAUUUUCAAGGAGCUGCCUUCGCGCUGGCCGGACCUGUGCCAUGAUACAGUGGUGGAGCGGAUCAUACGCGGGCGAGAAGAAUACCUGACCCGAAACAAAGACAGAGCAAGACGUGAGGACUUUGGUGACUAUGGUUAGACUUGGCCACACAUGGGGUCACAGGCGGAAAUGUUGUUUGUUCAUGUUUGUUCUUUCAAUUGAGAUUCAUAGCGGAGCACGAGCCGCUAAACUGCAGUGAAACAUGUCAAGCAUUGUUAAGCAUAGAUAGGCAGUACAACUGUCAGGACACCUACUACGAGACCAAGAAGAUUUCCAAUUCAGUGGCGGAAGCGUAGCUGUCCCACCCCGACUCGUUGAAUCAGCGCAGAUUUCCAAAGCUCUUGAUUUUGUAUUGACAUAGAUGUCAUAGAUGUAUGAUCGAUGUAUGUAUAUAGUGUUUCACCAUGUCACGCCCAGCGCAGAGGCUUCAAAAACUUGAGGUGAGAGAGAGGGCGAGUGGGCGAGUGGGCGAGUGGGC